Melitaea cinxia (Glanville fritillary) is the source of this 2036-nucleotide messenger RNA. Its product is annotated as tyrosine-protein kinase-like otk. Gene Ontology annotation, molecular function: ATP binding; transmembrane receptor protein tyrosine kinase activity. The coding region runs from base 1 to 1968 and encodes 655 amino acids. Gene Ontology annotation, cellular component: signaling receptor complex. Gene Ontology annotation, biological process: cell surface receptor protein tyrosine kinase signaling pathway; multicellular organism development; protein phosphorylation. The transcript has 18 exons. The record is from RefSeq and is a predicted model, not a curated record. Lineage: Eukaryota; Metazoa; Arthropoda; Insecta; Lepidoptera; Nymphalidae.
AUGGCGCCCAUCAUGUACGAGCUCAUAAGCAUAGCAGACGACACAGGGCCGCAACCGUAUCAAAAUGACAUGCAGCAACAUCGUCAUGGCGUUCUCCGUUUUGAACCUGAACCAUACAGCAAGAAGUUGUUACCGAAUAGCUCUGGCAAGAUACACUGUAAAGUUGCCGGUGGAGCCUCGCCAACAGUUACGUGGUAUUUAAAUGACUUGGACCCUCUACCGGAAGGCGUGACGUCAUCGAACGGGACUCUGAUGAUAUCAGAAGCAAAGAAGAGUCACUCCGGUAACUACACAUGUAAAGCUUCAGACGGCGAUCAGAAUAUCACUGCGACAAUUACAUUGGACGUUGUCGUGGCACCAAAGGUGGUCGAGCCGAUAGCCGGUCAACAGGUACACGUGUCUGUAGGUCAGAAUGUGUCUCUCAACUGUGUGGCUACUGGAGACCCAGCUCCCACUACACAUUGGGACAGGAAUCGCACUGUCUUACUUCAAUUACAAGAGGGCGUCGACAUCGAAGGCGGUGCUAACGCUUCCAAUUCAAGGCUACUUCUCCUUAACAACGGGACAUUACUAAUACGUAAUACUAAAGAAGAGGACUCGGAUAGAUAUGCUUGCACUGCUGGUAGCAUCGCUGGUUUUGAUAGGAAAGAACUGGAGCUGAUAGUACACCCUGAGUCGACGGGCGUAGCCGGGAAGGCGGUCCUAGUAUCUAUAUCGGUCGCAGGCGCUUAUAUGAUACUAGUGCUAGCUCUUAUGCUGUACUGUCGACGACGACGUUUGCAACGGAGGCAGAGAGGAGAAAAGAUGGAACUAGAAAUGGCAGAAGGCAGAGAGAAGUUAGUAGAAGAGGGAGAAGAUAAACAGAAGGUGACGGUUAACGGUGCGCCUGCGCAGAACGGUAGACUAUUGCCGCAUGAUAAGGAUAGCGGUGCUGAUAAUUCCGAGGUAUCGGGAAUAUCGCGGGCCUCCAAGAAAUCAGGUCAAUACGACCAACUCACAGUACCUAGGACUCUGAUAACCGAACAGAUUACUUUGGGUCGAGGCGAAUUCGGAGACGUAAUGUUAGGUAAAAUAGACAUAAGUCAAGUUCGGAAGCUACGGAACAAGGACGAGGACGGCGAACCUCAACUUAAACCUGUGCUUGUUAAAGUUCUCACCACGAAGGAUGAGGUACAGUUAGCGGAAUUCCGACGUCAGUUAGACUUGUUCAGUAGAAUUCGUCACGAGCACCUCGCACGUCUUAUCGGCCUGUGUAACGAAGCGGAACCACACUAUAUGUUGCUUGAACAUACUGACUGGGGCGACCUCAAAAGCUUCCUGAUCGCGACCCGCACGCCGGAAGAGAAUGCUGAGUACAUCGCGCGCGUGGGCGCGGCGCACGGCCCGCCGCCGCGGGACACGCGCGCCGUCCCGCUGGCGCCCGCGCACCGCCUCGCGCUCGCCGGACACCUCGCCGCCGCCGCCGCGCGCCUGGCGCACAAGCGGCUCACGCACAGGGACAUAGCGGCCCGUAACUGUGUGAUAACGUCGAAGCUUCAACUGAAGCUUUCGUUCCCGGCGCUCACUCGCGGACCUAAUUCUCACGAGUAUUACAAACUACACGAUCAGGUAAUACCGCUCCGCUGGCUACCUUUCGAAGCUGUGAUGGAGGGCGAGUACUCCACCAAGUCGGAUGUUUACAUGUUCGCUGCUACUAUAUGGGAGAUAUAUACUAAAGCGGAAAUGCCAUUCGCAAAACUAAACGACAACUCCGUGCUCGAAAGACUGAAAAGCAACACGCUUGAGUGGAGUAUACCAGAGUCGAUGCCCGAGCGACUUGCUGCUUUACUUAAACGUGCGUGGAGCAGAUCGCCGACCGAUCGUCCUCAAUUCACUGAUAUAUCAGAAGAAAUUAAUACAAUCAUACAGGAAAUGACUUCAGAAAACGCCUCCCAACACUCACAAGACAAAAUCGAGCAAGACCUCUAAACAUAAAGUACGUAAACAUACAAAAAAAAAAUGUUGAAAAUGUCUAAAUUUACACAUCCAUUUUGAAU